GGAGACCCCGCCCCCCUUAGCGGAGGUUCUGCGGAAGGAAAAAAAAGUCGUAUAAGCAGACCUAGAAGACAUAUUUGCAGCGCAUAAUCAGACAGUAACGAUUUUCGUCUCCUGCUGCAAACGCUACAGCACAAGCGGGGACUGACUCUGGAGCAGGCUUUGGACGCAGUAACGUCGGCAAUGAUAAGCCGCCACGUCGAACGGGUCCGAAUAGAAGCAUCACGGCAGUGGACGAGAUAUCUGACCUUUCUGGCGAAGGCGAAGACGUUUUAUCACCCCGCUGGACUCUUCGGAGACCGGGCCUGGCCCGAAGUAGAGCGGUCCCGUUUCUCACCUAUUCUCGAUGUGAUUGGUCCCGUUUACACUCACCUAUUUUACGUCCCCUCUACAAUCACACUUCCUAUUUUGAUUACAAGCCAAAGAAGCUUGCUACGUACACUUAGUUUUUUCGCUGCAGUAUAUGCAUUGCAAAUAUGUCGGGGCCAGGGAAUUUCUGAUGCUAGUUUAUGUAUUCUCGGCGGCGAGGACACGGCAAUAGGCAGCCACGCGCGGCGAGCUUCUGGGCUCCUUGUCCUCUGUGAUCGUGUUUCGCUUUCUGCGUGAUAAAUUACUUACAUUCUUGUGCGACAGGCAGGAGGCUCUCUCCUGCUCACGCACUACAGGCUCAGGAGCCACGCGUGACAAGCAUGACAAACUUCGAGACCCAGACAUAUUUGCAUUGGAUAGCUUAUUCUCACGAAGAAAGCGAGAGCACCCAUAGAUAGUCAAGGUUUUUUUCAAGCACGUGACGCGCAGAUCUAUACUCCUCAGCACCACACCACUAUAGCUGAGUCCCCGUAGAUACAGCGUUGAUCAAGUUGUAUUGCAAUAACAGUUCCAAUGAUCAGCGCCCACGGGCUGGCCUCGCCGGCAGUGAGGUGGAUAGAUCCGCUUUUUACUUUUUCUAUGUUUUUUCGACUUUUUCAAUGAUUUUCGCGCUUUUUAGUGAAAAAGUCGCGCUUCAGCGAGCGACUCAAGUAGAAUUAUUAUAAAACUACUGAUAUUACUUUUAUUCUAUUUUCUUCUCUUUAUUUUCUCCUUUUCUCUGUUUUUUUUUACUUUUUCUGUAGAAUAUUGUUAUGUAGGUCAGUUUACCACAGCCGCUUGAUGCUUUAAAUACGUUGACAAAGUGAAAACUUACAUUUGAUUUUGCAUGGCUAACCACAUUCCAGUGACGCAAGACUAUUCUAGUCUGGCUCACAUGGGGAACAAAGAUGGUGGGGCACGCGCGCGCGUCGGUUCGUUCUUUCGGAUUCGCAAAAUGGCAUGAGAGCGAGAUAGAAGAAAAUCGCGCUCGUUUUUUCAAAUUAAUGUGUAGCAGCAAAAAAAAAAAUUGUCGCGCACGCGAAGCCGUCGCGCAGCCGUCCGGGCCGCUCGGCCGCCCCCGCGCCGGGGCGCAGGGCGGUGCCGCUCGCGCCCCUGGAAGCCUUCCGCUCCACCGAGCGCACCGUGGCGCCGCGAACGCAGCGAAGAGGCGCGAGCGGCCCGGGCGGUCCGAGCGGCGCAGCCGCCCGGGCCGCUCGCUGCGCCGCUCGAGCCCGUCCCGCUCCCGGCAGCGGCCCGGAGCGCCGGCAAGGGCCCGAGCGGCCGGAAGCGCCCCGAGCGGCGCGGGCGGCGCCAGGCCGGAAUUCCGACCGGCGCGAGCGGUCGUGGGCGCGCGGCGGCCGGAAGUCUCGGGGCCUGGCCGCUGGUGGUCCAGGUGUUCGGGCCACAUGGUAGGGGCCCCAGGCUAAGAGUGCAGUCGCAUUUUCGAAAAAAGUGCGGAUUUCUCGGUGUUAAAUUUGAAAAGCGGCAAGACCCUGGCUCAGAUCAUGGCGGCGCGCUGUGCGGCCAACGUGGCGACCCCGGUCGGAGGCGCGGCGCUUUGGACGGAUCCCAUACAUGACAAAAAAUAUUUAAAAUCCUGAACACAUUUAAAGACCCUAACGGUUGUGGUAGAACUGACCUACUUGAAUAUUGACUUUUUCAAUAAUUCUUGAGUUUUUCUCUGUUUUUCUUGUGUUCGAUGAUUCUCACCUCUAACCCUGCUCGACCAAGGAGGACAGCUUGAUGUAGUGACUCUUGUAAGCUUGCGCAGGCCACUAGCAAAGAUCCUGUCCCGGAGGGCCGCCGAUUUUUUCUAUUUUUUUUUCAAAUUUUAAAUUUUUUUGCAUCCACUUCCUGAACGUGGUGCUCGACUUUGUUGCUCUGGGAAACGACGCUACGCCUUUUUGCUGCAGUCGGAUGACGGGGACGGCCUCGAACUAUA
Messenger RNA from Amoebophrya sp. A120, 2287 nucleotides. Lineage: Eukaryota; Dinophyceae; Syndiniales; Amoebophryaceae. The record is from the annotation of a GenBank genome assembly.